AUGGGAUUGUCAAUGUCCAACAGGCGGACUCUCCGGUGGAUCUUGUACGUCCUUGGAGUGGCCAUCAUUGUCCUAGCCUUUUGGCCGGUCCCUUAUCGCCAGGGAUCGGUGCGAGGAAAGUCCCGAGGGGCUCGGCCCGGCCUCAAUGCCAUUCGCAAUGAAACUUUAGGGGUUCAAAAAGUUUUCGCGAUCAAUAAGCCCAGCAAGGUGGACAAGAGGGACAACAUUGUCCUGGGCUCCACGGUCAGCGAUUUUUAUGUCGAGUUCAUUGAUGGAGUAGUCCCUGAGGAUAUUGACCCCAAUACCUACCCUUACAAUUUACACUCUGUUCCCAAGUCAGCCCAAUAUGCAGCUCGAAGGUCACAUUUGAAUGUGAUGCAACGGAUUGUGCACCAACGACUUGGUAGUGCGAUUGUCUUUGAAGAUGACGCCGACUGGGAUGUGACGAUCAAGACCCAACUCCAGAGCUUCGCUCUUGCAGUCCGAGCACUUCAGAAGACAGAGCGUGCUCAUACCGCCUCACCAUAUGGCGAUGAUUGGGAUAUCCUCUGGAUUGGUCAUUGUGGAGUGGAUUGCAGACACGAAGAGCCUUUUUUCCUGACGCCGAACGAACUUACUGUGGUCCCACCAACCCAUUUCCUCCCAUACUUGCGCGAGGUCCCUCACAUGAGAAGACCCGAGAAUUCCCGUAUGGCCUGCACUUUGAACGAUGGAGUCUGCUCCAAUGGCUAUGCCGUGAGCCAGCGCGGCGCUCAACGGAUCCUCGCCGCUCUUUCAGUCAACCCAUCCCUACUAGCAGACCAAAUCGACACCGGUGCUGAGUUUGACGUGGUUUUGGGUAGGAUGUGCGGCCAUGGAUAUCUGCGAUGCUUUGCGCCAUAUCCGUCUCUAACAGGAAACUAUCACUCAGCUGGGCUAGCAUCAAAAUUCUCCGACAUCGCUAGCGGUCCUGAGGAGAUGGUUGAGGCUGAAAGUCACGGGUUGAUGUAUAGCACGAUGUUGAACAUCAACCGGCUUCUGAAUGGCGAACCAACGGUCCAUGCAACGUGGGAUGACGUGCCAAUGUUGGAUGUUGACCCAAAUGACAUUUCAACACCUCAAGGAGGAACUAUUCAGAUGCAGGGAGCACAGGGAAUAUAUGCCAUC
Penicillium lagena is the source of this 1146-nucleotide messenger RNA. RefSeq lists its product as uncharacterized. NCBI's taxonomy places the organism in Eukaryota, Fungi, Ascomycota, Eurotiomycetes, Eurotiales, Aspergillaceae. The record is from RefSeq and is a predicted model, not a curated record. The annotation marks the transcript as partial. The transcript is spliced from 4 exons.